AGGAUUACUAGAGGCACACGCGGAAGUUCGUCUGGACUGCAGCCUUGCGUUUUUCGAGCACAUCAUGAGAAAUAUCAUGUUCAUCUUCACUAAACUUAUGAUUAAGAUGUUUUAAUAUCUUAAAAGGCAUAAUGAGCGGCACGUGCAGGGAGGUGGUCACACUCCAGCUGGGACAUUAUUCCAACUUUGUCGGGACGCACUGGUGGAAUUUACAGGAUGCGGGUCUGGUUUAUGAUGCGGUGGUGCCGGAGGGUGAGCUGCAGAGUGACGUGAUGUUCAGAGAGGGUCUGACGCUGGGGGGUCACGUGACAUACACCCCCCGACUCAUCGCCAUGGACCUCAAAGGAAGUCUUCAGACGCUGAGGAAGCAGGGCAGUCUGUACGACACAGAGAAUGAAAACACCACCUUUACAUGGCAAGGACAGAUUAUGACCCACAAAGAAAGUCCUCCCACCAAAAACCCUUUCCUAAAGGAUCUCGACAAUCUAGAUACGGGAGGUUUACUAGCAGAUCCAGGUUUCACGUGUCGUUCCUCUGCGGUGGGUCACAGCUCAGUGGCCAGCGCAGGAGCGAGCGUUGCCAUGGAGACGGUGAACAGCAGUCUGGAGCGGAUACAGAAAUCCUAUAGGCUGGAGGGAAGCGUGAGGGUGUGGUCAGAUUUCCUGAGGAUCCAUCUACAUCCUCAAACCAUCUCCGUCAUUAACCGGUACAACCAUGACGGUGAGUCUGAGCGUCUGGAAGCAUUUGGCCAGGGGGAGGCGCUCUUACAGGGUCCAGUGCUGGAGGAUCUGGAGGAUCGGCUGCACUUCUUCGUGGAGGAGUGUGACUAUCUGCAGGGCUUUCAGGUGUUGUGCGACCUCGCUGACGGUUUUUCAGGCUUGGGGUCAAAGGUCACAGAGUUGUUGAAGGACUCUUACGGAGGGCGUGGCAUCCUCACUUGGGGCGUGGCACCUGUCAAUCACCCAGAAUCGAGCCCUAUAAAGGACUUGUACCACAUGCUGAACUCUGCGUUAGGAACACUCCAUAUGGCCAAUCACAGCUCGUUCUUCUGCCCUUUGACCCUGAGAGGUGGACUGGGGAGGCGUCCUCAUCCGCCCACAACUUUCCCGCUGAUCAAUUAUGAUCCGACGCUGUGGUUUCACUCCAGCUCAGUUCUGGCUCUGGCUCUGGACAGCAUGACGGUGUCGUACAGACUGGGACAGGCCAGCGCCCCCAUGUGGCAGCUCUCGGACGCUCUGACCGACUCGGGAAGGAAGGUGGUUUCAGCUUAUGGCUCUGUUCCGUUUCCCAUGAUGCAUGGCAGCUGCCUCCCUGAGGCUCUGGAUGCUUUUGCUGAUGCGUUACCGUGGAAACCCCUGUCUGCGUGUCCUGAGCUCGGCGACGGACGCUGUUUCGGCCAAUCGGUGACUCUGAAAGGUUUCGGUGGGCAGAGUCUAGUCAGUCCUCCUCUCCCGGGCGUGGAGCCGCCCAGUCCUCUGCACUACGAGCGCUCUGGAGAAGACGUGCUGGCGACGUACGUCAGGUUACGUUACCCAUCAUCCCCACUGGCGGUGCAGCUGCUGUCCAGCCCCAGUAAACUCACCCCUCCAUUCCCACAGAUCUUCAGUCCGGAUCUGGGUCCGCAGGGUUUCCUCCAGAACCAGUCCGCUCCUCCUGCCACUCCCUCUCACUCGGUCAGUAGUCUUCCAGUCCUGACGUCUCUCCAGUCCAGUCCUGCUGUGGGUGUCCAGCUGUCCGAGCUGCAGAAAGCAUGUGCUGCGCUGGACCUGCGCCGCGUGACCCCCAGCUUCCUCUCUCACGGGCCGGAACUGGGCGAGCUCACCGAAUCCCUGGAGCAGCUCCUGAACCUCGCGCACUGCUACCGCCUGGACCAUUCCCGUUCUUCAUCGGAUGAUGAUGACUGAUGAAAGCUCGUCCAUCCUCCCACUGUAGAGUCGGGUCAGAGACCCAAUCAGCCCCGAUUAUCAGUCAUGUCCGGAAUGGACUGUCGCUCAGCUGCGUUCACGGCAUGUUCCCUCUGGGAAUUAUGGGAUAUGAGCUCACUAACCCUUCAAAACAGCACAAACACUUAGAAGACUGUGAGAAGUGCAUGUCUCUGUAUAUGUAAACCUCAUUAAACCUGCUUUUCUAGAGCUUAAUUGUGUAGAAGUAAAAUAUUUUUCCUUCAUAUAAAUUAUUGCUUAAUUAUCAAAUAUGCCUGUUAUACCCUUCAAGAAAGUUAACGGUUAUUAUUGUGAAUGGACAUGCACCUUCAUCGAACACUUGUUUAUUUGACUGUAAGGUUUUUGCUGUGGUCUGAUUAUGAAGGAAAUAUACACUUAUAACAUUAA
Messenger RNA from Megalobrama amblycephala (Wuchang bream), 2330 nucleotides. RefSeq names its product misato mitochondrial distribution and morphology regulator 1 (gene msto1). The record is from RefSeq and is a predicted model, not a curated record. Gene Ontology annotation, biological process: mitochondrion distribution. The transcript has 14 exons. Gene Ontology annotation, cellular component: cytoplasm. The coding region runs from base 132 to 1904 and encodes 590 amino acids. Lineage: Eukaryota; Metazoa; Chordata; Actinopteri; Cypriniformes; Xenocyprididae.